Messenger RNA from Aureococcus anophagefferens, 1365 nucleotides. RefSeq lists its product as hypothetical. Bases 1 to 1365 code for a protein of 454 amino acids. The record is from RefSeq and is a predicted model, not a curated record. NCBI's taxonomy places the organism in Eukaryota, Pelagophyceae, Pelagomonadales, Pelagomonadaceae. The transcript is spliced from 4 exons.
AUGGGCAAAGGAUCUGGCGAGGCGCCCGUCGGCGCGACGAUGAAGACGAACCGCGCCGGCGGCCUGGAGCUGAGCGCGCUCGGCUACGGGACCUGGCAGUUCGGCUCCGGCGGCGCCGACGACUAUUGGGGCCUCGAGUUCACGGACGACAUGGCCGUGGCCCUGCUCAAGCAGGCCACGGCCGCGGGCGUCACCUACGUCGACACGGCCGCGGACUACGCGCAGGGCGGCUCCGAGCUACAGCUCGGCCGGGCCCUCAAGGCGCUCGCGCCCGACGCGCGCGCCAAGGUCGUCAUCGGCUCGAAGAUCCUGCCGAACAACUGCGGCGAGGUCUUGGCCAGCGACGCCUGCCCCGUGGCGUGCGACGCCUGCCCGACCUGGGCGGAGGUGACGGAGGACCUCCAGGAGACCUGCGACGCGGCCGAGGACGAGAUCACCGCGCUCGAGGCCAACCUCGCGCGCGGCGAAGGCGAGAUCGCCGCGCUCAAGGCCGCGAACGCCGCGCUCGAGGGCAAGGUGGCCGAGCUCGAGGCCAAGCUCGAGGCCCCGACGCCCGCGCCGACGGUCGACCCCACGGCAGCGCCUACGACGGCGCCGACGGCGGCCCCCACGCUCGAGCUCACGCUCGAGCCCACAGCGGCGCCCACGGCGCCCCCCACGGCCGCGCCGACGGCUUCCACGUGCGCCGCGAACGAGUGGUUGGUCUGCGAAAAGUGCCCCAGAGGCGCCACGUGCGACGGCGCCAACGCCGUGUGCGAAGGCGAGGGCAGUUGGUACGUCAACCGCUUCAACGUCUGCCUCGAGUGCCCGAACGGCUACACGUGCGACGGCGUCACCAAGACGUGCGCCGUCAACAAGUACGUCGACAACAACGAGUGCCUCGAGUGCCCGGCUAGCGCGACGUGCGACGGCGUCAACGCCGUGUGCGAUAACGUCAACAAGUACGUCGACAACAACGUCUUGGCCAGCGACGCCUGCCCCGUGGCGUGCGACGCCUGCCCGACCUGGGCGGAGGUGACGGAGGACCUCCAGGAGACCUGCGACGCGGCCGAGGACGAGAUCACCGCGCUCGAGGCCAAACUCGAGGAAGCGGUCGCGGACAAGACCGAGGCCGAGGGCGAGGUGGCCGCGCUCGAGGCCGCGAACGCCAAGCUAACGGCCGAGCUCAAGGAAGCGGUCGCGGACAAGACCGAGGCUCAGGGCAACGUGACCACGCUCGAGGCCAAGAACGCCGCACUCGAGGCCGAGCGCGCGGACGCGGAUACCGACGCCUUCUGCGGCGAAGAGGCCGCGGCGGGCAAGUGCGACGCGAACCGGGACUACAUGAUCGAUAACUGCGCGGCGUCGUGCGGCUUCUGCGAAUAA